Molecule: messenger RNA, 2062 nt
Organism: Mya arenaria
Lineage: Eukaryota; Metazoa; Mollusca; Bivalvia; Myida; Myidae
Exons: 8
Coding region: 481-1851 (456 amino acids)
Biological process (GO): homophilic cell-cell adhesion
Cellular component (GO): membrane
Molecular function (GO): calcium ion binding
Source: RefSeq, a predicted model, not a curated record
UCGUACAACUCUGCUUUGGAAACGACUUCAACAUUACAAACACCGAAGACAGUGCCUUAUGCAAACGUAUUAACGUCGAUAACGGUUCCAUCUUCGACAACAAGUUUGACCAAGUCUUCAACAGACGUCUUGAGGUCAAUAUUAAGUUACUCACCUUCAUAUGUUAGUUAUUUCAGUGUUGCACCAAACGGAUUGCCAACUAGUACGACAGAAGUAUUGCAAAUUAACCCUACUUCAUUAAUUGAUAAACCUUCAAUCAACUCAGUGUUUUUUCAAAGUGACUCUAUUCUUCAGUUGCAACCGACAACUGCCUCUCUGGGACCAUCACGUGUUUCGACAAACCAAUCGCUCUCAACAUCUGCCACUUACCAAUCAAAAGUCACCAAAUCUUCUUCUAUUGAUGCAAGCUUGCUUUCAACUCCCCAUAUCUCACCAACACAGUCCAGCAUAACUGUGAAUUCUACGACCAAAAAGCAGCAGAUGGCAUCGAAGUUGCCAAUUUACAUGCCAAUUUACCCUCCCAAACCGCCAUUGCUGGGUCCCCCAACACCCGGAUUGCCUUGGGUACCACCGUGUAAAUUUACCGGAAGUUGUUGUGCGCUUGCGCUCGGGCAGCUGCCUGCAGAUAUUGAAUUCGCGGAAUCAGCAUUACCGGGAACAUUGUUAGCGGAAAUGAAAGACGUGACAAACAUCACUAUGAACGUCAACGUCGAGCCAACUAAAUUUCAAGCGUUGUUUGAUGGCGUUUUCAACGUAACGUCAGAAGGAAAUGUGUAUUCACUUGUCCUUGUCAAAAGAAUUGACCUUGAACAUUUGUACAAGCUAGCGGGAGAUGACCCGGAAGUGGCCAACAUAGUCUUGAUAUUUCGGUGCCAGGACAAUUCAGGCUUAUCGACAUUGCUGGUGCCUCCACGCCACGUGAUGGUCAGUAUAGUCGACGUGGACGACUCACUUCCGGAGUUUCAGAGUCGGGACGCGGCAACGUCCGGCGGUUGUGUAGUCCCUCUAUUUAGUGCCGAUACCAGCGAAGACUAUAUGGGCGAAUUAUCGCUAUCCCCGGGCACGUUACGAGCGGUGGACGGAGAUAUGACGUCACAGAAUAACAUCUCAUACUCCGUGAUGCAUUCGGAACCAGACGACUACGACGUGUAUUUUCACGUCGACGAAGAAACGGGCCGCGUAAACAAAACACGGAAGAUGAACUCAACCGAUCCCAACAAAUACGUCAUUUUUGUAAAGGCUAUGGAAGACUCUCCCCAACAACAGUCACGGGUCGCUAUAGUCUCCAUAGUGGUGAUUGCACCUUCUGACCCCAACACAGACCCUCAGUCCUCAGUCAACCCCAUUGUCCGCCUAGUUCUCCAGAUCGCCACCGUCUUCAUCCUCAUGGCCUUCAUAGUUGGCUGUGUGGUCAUCUUUCAUCAUAGAUACCAGGUGCACCAUUCCAAGGUUAAAGUUAAAGAUAUGCCGAGCAACGAUAACAACGCCAAGGUACAGUUUGCCGUGUACCAAAGCUCCAAUUCAAGUCUAAACACGACAAUUCCUGACAAUCCUGCUAGCCCAAGUCAGGUUACACUUGAUAACGACCAUCUCACAGUUCCACAAUGGAACUACGCCACCGGGGCAGGCUUUGUUAAAUCCCCGAGCAGUACGUCACUAAACACAAUAAACACGCGUAGAGGUUCAGUAUAUUCCAACCAGUCGCAGAGAAGGAAAAUGGUGGUAGUUAAGAAACCCUUAGAUACCAAACAAAGACCUGGAUGGAAUGCACCGCCAACGCGGCCUAAACGGACAUCGUAUAACCCAUUUAGUGUUUGGAAACAAAAAGUGCAAGAAAGCCAACGUGUGUGAAGUUUGGGGGUCUUCAUUUUAAACACAACUAGAACAGAUCCAUACGUAUAACCCGUUUAUAGUGUUUAAAUACAACAGUCGCAAAAUUAUAAGCGCUUUUAUUCUCCCAAAACUACAAAAUGUUGAUACUUAUGAUCCAGUAAGUGAUAGUUAUAAAAACAUUCAUGAAAACAUGUGUGUGAAUCAUUGGACGCUUUAUUGUAAAAAAAUC